AUGAUGCUGCUCAAAAACAAAAAAAGGACAAAUACUCUUUACUCAGUCGCUGAGCUGCGUCUUUCUAAAGACCUAGCCGAGCUCUCCACAAAGCGCUACUCUGCAGGCUACACCAAUGUAAAUAUCUCGUUCCCCUUCAAAGAAGGAAUUCACGAGUGUGUCCCUGUUUCUCUACAAAUUAAGCCAGACCAAAGCCACCUUUACGCAGGAGCAUGGUUUCAUUGUAUCAUAAAGAUCAACCCAGGCUACCCCUUUAAGCCUCCAAUUGUAAUAGUUAAAAACCAAGUUUACCAUCCCAACAUAGACAUGGAUACCGGGCUUUUCCUAAUUGACGCCUUACGUGAUGAGGAGUGAAAGCCAGUGAUGACAGUAAACGCUAUAAUUUUUGCUAUUGAACUGGUCCUUUAUGAGCCAAAUCUAAACCUGAUUCCCGAAAAUCUUUUAAAUGUCGAGAUGGCGGAUUUAUGCAGAAAUAAUAAAAAUGAAUUCCAAUGGAGGGUCAGCCAGACCUUACAGGGAGGAAUUUUCUUUGAUAAAUACGCAUUUUCACCACUUUAUGGAGAGCCAGUUAAUAGAAAAAGACCAAGAGAAGGCUUAGAAGAUGUGACCAGGAAAAUGAAAAGAAUUUCUUUGUGUGUUGAAAUGUCGAUGGAAGUGGAUCCACUGUCAACAAAUUAA
Blepharisma stoltei is the source of this 678-nucleotide messenger RNA. Lineage: Eukaryota; Ciliophora; Heterotrichea; Heterotrichida; Blepharismidae. The record is from the annotation of a GenBank genome assembly.